This is a messenger RNA of Mollisia scopiformis, 1560 nucleotides long. Its product is annotated as NMD3 family protein. Gene Ontology annotation, biological process: ribosomal large subunit export from nucleus. Gene Ontology annotation, cellular component: cytoplasm; nucleus. Bases 1 to 1560 code for a protein of 519 amino acids. NCBI's taxonomy places the organism in Eukaryota, Fungi, Ascomycota, Leotiomycetes, Helotiales, Mollisiaceae. The record is from RefSeq and is a predicted model, not a curated record. Gene Ontology annotation, molecular function: ribosomal large subunit binding. The transcript has 2 exons.
AUGUCUGCUAUGGAUCUGGAUGCGCCUAUCUCUAUUGCUCCCCAGCAUAGAGAUCAGCAGACGGGAGCAACAAUUCUAUGCUGUAAUUGUGGUGCCGCGAUCGAUGGUACAACAUCAGCGGGAGCACUCUGUUACGACUGUGUGAAGCUCACCGUCGAUGUAUCACAAGGCAUUCAGCGUGAAGCCACCAUACAUUUCUGCCGAGAUUGCGAUCGAUGGCUCCUUCCUCCGUCGUCCUGGAUUGUCGCAGCCCCCGAAUCGAGAGAACUACUCGCCCUCUGUCUGAAGAAAUUACGAGGUUUGCACAAAGUCAGGAUCAUAGAUGCGAGCUUUAUAUGGACAGAACCGCAUUCUCGAAGAGUCAAGGUCAAGCUUACAAUUCAAGACUCGGUGUCUGAGGGAGUUGUGCUGCAGCAGGCGUUCGAGGUGGAAUACGUCGUCGCAUACCAACAAUGUCCCGACUGUGCGAAAUCCUAUACUGCGAAUACAUGGCGAGCAUGCGUGCAAGUCCGACAAAAAGUCCCACACAAGAGAACCUUCCUCUACCUUGAACAGCUCAUUCUCAAGCACGGCGCACACAAGGACACAAUCAACAUCAAGGAAGUGAAAGAUGGUCUCGAUUUCUUCUUCUCAGCACGGAACCAGGCCGAGAAAUUCGUUGAUUUCCUGAACUCGGUAGCACCAGUCCGAUGGAAGAAAUCCCAAGAACUCAUUUCUAUGGAUAUACACACCUCUACUAAAUCAUACAAAUUCACAUACUCUGUCGAAUUGGUUCCGAUAUGCAAAGAUGAUCUUGUGGCGAUACCCAUCAGGUUGGCAAAGCAGAUUGGUAACAUUUCACCACUCGGCAUAUGCUACCGGAUAGGCACAUCUCUCAACAUUCUCGACCCUAGUACUCUCCAAACCGCAGAUAUCAGCACACCAAUUUACUGGCGAGGACCUUUCGCACCACUUGCCGAUGUGCAGGAACUCGUGGAAUUCAUCAUCAUGGAUAUUGAGCCCAUCGGGGCCCAGAAGGGAAGAUGGCUACUCGCAGAAGCCACAGUGGCACGAGCAUCAGAUCUCGGAUCAAACGAUAGAACAUACUACACUCGCACACAUCUCGGGAAUGUCUUACAUCCAGGAGACUCGGUGAUGGGCUACUUGCUGACUGGAACGAACUUCAACAACCCUCAUUACGAUGCAUUGGAGGAAUCAAACACAUACUCCUCGCAAAUCCCUGAUGUAUUGCUCGUCAAGAAGUUCUACGCCAGAAAGAAGAAGUCCAAGAAUCGUAACUGGCGUCUCAAGCGCAUGGCUAGGGACGAAGGUGAUCUCCUACCCAAGAAAGCAGACCAAGAGAAGAUGGACAGAGAUUACGAAAUGUUCUUGCGGGAUGUGGAAGAAGAUACUGAGCUCAGACAAACCAUGGCACUCUAUAAAGCUCAGCAGCAAGCUAAGCUUGAUGCUGAAGCUAUGAGUGUUGUCGAGACAGAUGAUGGAGAGGAUGAGACACCGCACAUUGACAUGAAUGAGCUUCUAGAUGAGUUCGACGAGCUUCAUGUUAACGAUGAGCAUUAG